Triplophysa dalaica is the source of this 3721-nucleotide messenger RNA. It is a transcript of the gene ppp1r26, whose product is annotated as protein phosphatase 1, regulatory subunit 26. Gene Ontology annotation, biological process: negative regulation of phosphatase activity. The record is from RefSeq and is a predicted model, not a curated record. Gene Ontology annotation, molecular function: protein phosphatase inhibitor activity. Lineage: Eukaryota; Metazoa; Chordata; Actinopteri; Cypriniformes; Nemacheilidae.
GCCGAGCGCAGGGACAGCGCGGUGCGCGGCUGAAGUCGGAGCUCCGACGCAGGCUCCACACCCACGAAAACGUCGCGCGUUUCUCACACCGAAUUGUAAAAGAUACAGUUCGUCGCUCGGCGGAAGUUUGUUUGUCAGAAUGUGAACACAAGUGGAGCUUCUCCAUGCACCUACAUCCCUUCCAUUCCGACCUUCUAGAAUGUUCCUGAAGACAAUUCCUCCGGCGGUGGCUAUUCACUCAGAAUGGAGGUCCAGUAAAAGCUGCAUCCUGCCUCUCUUUUUCAAUGACAGUGCCUCCGACAGCGACCUCGCCUCUGUUAACGGCACCCCCAUCCCACAGAAGAUCCAGAUGAUCAUAGAGAGCCUCCACAGCACCCAGUCUUCGGACAUGACCGACAACGGGCAGGACGCUCACUCCAGCCACGAGACCGGCUACAAGGGUCAAGCGCGACUCGCGGACACGUCGGAGAGGUCCUGUCGAACGGAUGCUAGGAGACAAGCCGCUGGGUCUGAUACUGGAGAAGAUUCGGACAGCGACGAUUCUGUGGACAGGGGCAUCGAGGAGGCCAUUCAGGAGUAUUUAAAGGAGAAAGUGGACCACAAGCGCAAAGGGGAUCCGGUGAUGGGUUCCUCCCCAGCGGCCAAACUUCAACGGAGGGAACCGAGCGCGCCAGACGCCGCUAAACAACUCGCACAUUCCGGCAGUGGUAAAGUGUUAACCGCUAGCAAUCACAUUCAGAAAGCCACCUCAACACAGCCCUUGAAGGAGAAAGUCAAGAAGAAAAGUCUAAGCAAAGAAAACCCCUUUAAGAAAGUAGAGGUGAGUAAAAGUUUGCCGGUCAAAAGCCCUCCUCUGUCCAGAUGUAAAAAAGGGUCAUCUUCGUCUUCUGAGAUGGACAGAUCUCCACCACGUCUCGUCAUUAAAGAGGAAUUGCUCGACUCAAGCAGCGAUGACGGAAUCGAAGAGGAGAUUACGAGGUUCAAGCAGGAGAAAAAAGUCAACCUAGAAUGUAAAAAAGACGCCACGAUAAAACCACAGCGAACUGAAGACUCAGAUACCAGCAGCGAUGAAGGGAUUGAAGAAGCCAUACGUCGCUUCCAGGCAGAAAAAUGCGAGGAUAAGAAUAGUCCUCUCAAACCUACCCAACCCGUGCCUGUACAGAGUGUUGCUCAACCACUCAAAACGCUGUCCAAGAAGAACAACACUAAGAAACUGACCACCAAAAAGUCUGAACGCCCUGCUCCACUGACCAUAAGUCAAUUUCUAAACAAAUGUUCAUCUCGAGGCUCAAAAGUGAAGGCACUCACAGCGCCGCCCUCCAGUCCACGUACCACAGACGCAGAGCAUCAGAUCCACUCCGGUUUAAAUGUGGACACGGCUGACCUGAUGUGUGCAGAAGCCAUUCUGGACAUCUCCAAGACGGUCAUGCCUGAGGUCUUCGAGUCCAACUUUAACAGAACCACGCAGCAGACGUUUCCCGCAACUGACGACAAAAGCAACGACAGCUCCGUCGACAGCGAGGACGGAAUCGAACAGGAAAUCAGGAAAUUUCUGGAGCUCAAAGCGCAGAUGAAUAAAGAGCCUUCUCCAGAUCCAACAGCAGGCAAAGAGCCGAAGAAAAAGGCGAAGGAAAUCCAGUCGAGUAAUGUGAGGUUGUCUUUAUCAAGAAAACGCAAAUUUAAAGAACAAAGCAAACCUUCAGCAGAUGGAGGCAUCGCGUGUGACGUUAAUAAAGAGAUGCCAUCAGGGAAAACUUCAGUCCGUAGCGAAUCAACCAGAUCUCAGAUUGCAUCCGCCGGGAUUUCUGCUCCUCUCACUGUGAAAAACAACAAACCAAAACAAAACUCUCCCGCUCGUAAGGUGUCAGGCGCUUCCGUACCCCAAGACAAAGGUUCAAGGACUGUGAUUGGCUCGGAGAGAAAUGACAGCAGCGAUAAAAGCAGCUCGUUUGACAGCGACGAGGAUCUUGAUGCUGCGAUUAAAGAUUUGCUUAAAACGAAGAAAAAGGUUAAAAAGAAGGUAAGGGACACGAGGGCAAGAAAAGGACCUUCAGAAGCAUUAACAACAGAUACUCUGAAAAAGCCUAAACUGACCACAGAGCAGAAGAACGCCCCUCAUGUCAAGACUUUCAAAUCUACAUUGCAUGCUAAAAACAAAAAGAUUCCUCGUAGCAAAGCUGGUAAGAGCAAAUCAGAGGGCCAAAACUGCAAACAGCCUACAAGUCUUGGAAACGAUGGAGGUGUGAAGGAACAUCAUCAAGAAUGUGGCUUACCCUCCUCUAUUCAACAAGCAAGCGAUGAGGACAGUUGUGUUGACAGCGAUGACAGCAUUGAACAGGAGAUCAGGAGGUUUCUGGCCGAGAGAGCCAAAGUGGCCACACCUGUACUUAAAAGCGUCACACAGGAGGGGGGAAAUGACGAAGAUUUGGCAACGUCAGCAGAUGUUAAACUAGAGUGUCAACAAAUUCCCAUCGAACCUCCUGCUGGGCUUCAAAAUAAUGAAAGACAAGCGGAAAUGAAAUGUGCUGGUGUAUCUUUAUUUGUUAACAGACAAACAGACUCUCCUGCGGAAGCGGAUAAGGGACCAGUCCUCACACCGGGCACCUCUUCCAUUAAGCGUUUUUGGAAAACUGAAAAUGAAAAUUUGGAGAUCUCGACAACGAGAGACCAAAAGAAUGGCUUGUCCAGUAAAAGCACUCCUGUCAGUCAUAUAAGCUUGAAAUUCAGCUCUUUCACAUCACCUUCAGAAACGCCUCAAACAUCUGAUCAACACCAGAACUUGUUCCUGAUGGCGUCUGGUGACGGCAGACUGAAUGAGCUCACUGAAUGUCCUUCAGCCGACUGUAAUGAACGUCUAACCAGCCAUCAAAGCAGACCAGCCCCGAGGAUACCUUUGAGCGAGGUCAUCAGGUCUGUGUGUCCUUCACCGUUCUCCAAAACAGACCCUCCCGAAAGCACGCCCUCCACAGAGAACCCUGCGAUCACCACAAGUGACUUCUUGUCCUCCACAACCCCACGCAGCAGGACAGAGGAGAUUUAUCUACAUGAACACAUGAACAGGGACAAAAAAGACCAGGCGUCACUUGUGCUGCAACCGGACCAGACAGCCUUCCCAUCAUUCUCAGCUCAAAAGACAAACAACCUGCAGGUCAGACAAAGCGAACCGAGUGAGUACAGAGUGAGUUUAGGAGAAGAACAGAGGGGGGGAGGUGAAAAGCAGGAAGACAAAGAGCAGGAGGGACGAAUGAAGGAAGACGAGGAAGAGAAAUGUUUAGAUGAGACAGACGUAGAGGCAGAUGAGGACAGGGAAGAUCAAAAGAGGAAGGCAGGAAGACAGCAUCAGCCCAGUCAGUAUUUAUCCACCUCUAUAGAUCCCGGGAUUUUACUGAGUCCAUACAUUGCGCUUGAUACAGAGGAGAGGAGCCUAAGAUUCAAAAGCAGACGCCUUCAGGUUCAAAAGCAGUUACAGUACAGUACAACAGUCAAGCGGAGGUUGCAGUUUGUGGUCAGUGUGCCAAGAUAAACUGAAGCUAAAACAGAAGUUCUCAUGUUCCGUAGAAUAUUGUAAUUGAUUGAUGUAAAGAAAUUAUUUUAAUUACGAUAAAAUAACAACACCCUAACAACGACUUAGUUCUUAUUGUAUUAUUUGAGGUUCUGCGUGUGUUUCUCAUGAUUUGAGCAAUUUGUUCGCGGUUGUUUGAAUAAAGUUUUUAUUCGGCUA